UACGUGUCAGAAGAUUGCACAUUUCGAAAUACAAAAAUUUGAAGAACGUCUUCUCGGCAAAUCGACUAGUGCAAAUGUCAAUCUGUCAUGGUUAAAUUGUCAAAAAUUUCAUUAAAAAAUGUGUGAAAAUUAAAAAAAUGGAGCAAUAGAAAAAUUCGAUCAUAAAUUACAAAUUCACGAUGGCAGAUGUAUAAUGGAUAAGAAUUUUGAAACUGAUACGACAAAAAUUAUAAUACAUGCCUACACCUAUACAGCAAUAAACUAUUGCUUUAAAAUGUAGAUGUCGAUUGGUAUAGUGCCAAGAAAAGCUGCAGAAGCACGCGACAACGAUGACUUGAAAAGACAUCUUCGUAAAGCUUUCGUCGUCCAGGAAAAACUUGUAUUCAGAAAUUAAGUCAUGAAGCAAACAAAUCAUUACGUUUCGACCUAUCAGAAGGACUAUACCUGGCCCUUAGUGUCAUCUAUAUGUAUUCAACCUCCGACUAAACCAAUCGUUGUUAAAGCUUGCAUGUGUACCGAUUCGCAGCAAGUACGUAAAGAGUCAUGGGAUGAGAACCUCGAGGGGUGGAGUCGAAUGUGUCCCAUGGGACGACUUCUGGAGCCAAAGAUUUAUCCCAAGAUCGAACGAGUUCCCCCGGCGGAUGUAAAGCGAUUCGAUCAGCCACUCAGUAUUUGCCUUGAAGAAGGAUAUCCUGGAUUGUACGAUGUGUUAGAGAAAUCACUUCCACGUGAAACGACUACGCGGGCGGAUGCUGAUCGCAUGAAAACGACGUAUCAAGUUGAUUACAGUGAUCCUGCAGCUGCACGUACGACACAGCGCGACAUGGCGUUGACAGUUAUCGAUGGGAACGGUGAACGCGUACGAUGUAGUAUGCCAAUAAAGAUAAUGGUAGCUGCAGAUUGCCCGUCGUACUGUCGUCUCCCUUCCGUGAAAUAUAACGGAAAUACGGACGUUUGGAAACAGGAACGAAAAAUCAGAUCAAAACACGAAAAGAAAUGCGAGAAUGAAAAAAGACUGAUGUCAUUGCCAUCCUGGAAAUCAGAGUAUCACGAUAGCAUCAGCAAAAUCGGUCAUGCCAUUAUGAAAGCUAAAUUACAUAACGUAAAAAAAAAAAUUGUACCACUCCAGUAUCAAUACUGUUAAUACAUUCAGUUGAAUGUAUCAAAAGACUUGCAGUCAACAGCCAAAUUAAAUAUGAAAUCCAAUUUUUUUUAAUAAACCAAUAUAAAAAAAUCAAAGUUUGUAAACGUAUAAUAAUAAUAAUAAAUAUUUUCACCGCCUUUUGAAUGUACGAAAUAUUUCGAGCGCGCAUUAAAAAUAAAAAAAAUAUAUAAUUAAA
Wasmannia auropunctata (little fire ant) is the source of this 1340-nucleotide messenger RNA. RefSeq lists its product as uncharacterized. Lineage: Eukaryota; Metazoa; Arthropoda; Insecta; Hymenoptera; Formicidae. The record is from RefSeq and is a predicted model, not a curated record. Bases 398 to 1144 code for a protein of 248 amino acids. The transcript has 4 exons.